AUGGAAGGCAGCGCCAGGUGCAAAUAUUCACCAUCAAAGACUCUGAUCAAAAUAACGGAUGGCAAAGGACAGGCCACGUAUGAUCACGUGAGCCAAGAAGGACCAGAGAAAGAUCCCCACUUGUACGCGGAAGUCACUCCAAUGAUCCUUCCUACAAAUGACACCGAAGGCCGUCUUGAAUCAAUAGAAAAACAGCAUAAUCGUCUACUUGAAGACUUCAACCAGUUUAAAACUGACAUAGCAAGUCAAAUAGCUUCACUCAAAGAAAUUAACACUACCUUGAUGACACUGGUUAUGGAUUCUUCUCAGAAACUUCAGGAUUCCAUGGACAGGCUUCUUUUAAAGUUUUCCGAGAAUUCGGACCAUCUGGGGCAGCAGAUUCUAGAGGUUCGCAGGGAGAUUGUCACUGCAGCCAGAAAGCAACAUCCAAACCCCACACAGGUUCUCGUCCAUUCUUUCGAGUGGGAGGUUACAAAUGUAGACCACUUUUCGAAAAGUCAGAAAGAAUUUUCCAGCCAUUGCUAUCUUAUUCCUCACCUUGAUUACAAGACUCACGGAUCUGUUGUCGGUCACAAAGACGGGCGCAUGCGUUUGAAGCUUGUCGGCGAGUUUGGACACAGUUUUAGCAGAAAUUCCUUACAAAGAAACACAAAGUUUGAAUGCACCGCUCAUGUUUUAGACAAAUCAGAAAAACUGCAGGAAUUGAUCGUGGGAAGGGCUGUUGGUGAUUUCAAUGGCGGGAAUGAGUGGUAUCUUGGAGAACUCUCCACAAGUGAUCUCAAGAAAAGGGGAUAUGUUACAAAGGGUGGAAACAUCAGUUUAAAAUUUACGAUCGAGAUUUCGGGGUAG
Molecule: messenger RNA, 849 nt
Organism: Candidula unifasciata
Lineage: Eukaryota; Metazoa; Mollusca; Gastropoda; Stylommatophora; Geomitridae
Source: the annotation of a GenBank genome assembly